Molecule: messenger RNA, 720 nt
Organism: Colletotrichum truncatum
Lineage: Eukaryota; Fungi; Ascomycota; Sordariomycetes; Glomerellales; Glomerellaceae
Product: mitochondrial import inner membrane translocase subunit Tim
Biological process (GO): protein import into mitochondrial matrix
Cellular component (GO): TIM23 mitochondrial import inner membrane translocase complex
Source: RefSeq, a predicted model, not a curated record
AUGAUGAAACUUACUACUAGUGCGACCGCGAUUCGCGUACCAUCGACUUUGGGCCUUGCGCCGCGACUACAACCCUUGCUUCUACAGCGACACUAUGCGACACAGUACGGUCUGGGAACGACCUCUACGCCUGGACCGAAACGGAAGACGGUCACUCCGUUUAAUGAUACCGGCUCAGUUCCUUGGUCUGAGCUUUCGACGGGAGAGAAGGCGGCUAGGGCUACGCAGCAAACCUUCAACUUGGGUUUGAUCUUGGCUGGGUUGUUCGUAACGGCAAGUCGAGCGAACCAGGGUGGAGUGGCAUAUGUCCUGUACACGGACGUUUUUUCCCUCGACAGCAAGACGGCACAUUUCAACCGAGUCGUCGACAGAAUCAAGAGCGAUCCAAAAUGUAUUGAACUACUCGGAGACCCCAAGAAGAUUUCCGCGCAUGGUGAAGAGACAUAUAACAAGUGGCGACGGGCUCGUCCGAUUGCUUCGACAAUCAACACCGAUUCCAGGGGUCAUGAGCACUUGUUGAUGCACUUUUUCGUCGAAGGACCCCUUAACAGAGGAGUUGUUCAUUUGCACAUGAUCAAGACUCCCAGUAGUGACGGGUUCGAAUACAAGUACCUCUAUAUCGACGUCAAGGGACAUCAAAGGCUGUACUUGGAAAACGCGGAUACUGGGUCAUCAGCUUCUGGAAAGAAGGGUUUCAAGUUCCUUGGCAUAAGCUGGUAA